Messenger RNA from Ectocarpus sp. CCAP 1310/34, 1527 nucleotides. The record is from the annotation of a GenBank genome assembly. NCBI's taxonomy places the organism in Eukaryota, Phaeophyceae, Ectocarpales, Ectocarpaceae.
AUGGUCGGUGUCUCCAGCCGGCUUACUAUCUUGGGCGACAGCCCGGGUGCAACGGUUACGUAUUUCCGCCCCGCUGCCGGCAACGCCGAUUGGCGAGGGCUAGACGCCGCCGGAGCCAGCGAUGACAAAGAUUAUGUGGGCGCUCUGUUUCAGGUCGAGAAGAACGCCACUUUGGUGGUGGAAAACCUAUCGGUGUUUAGCGGCAGCGGCGGUGGGCGUGCGCUGCUACUGUUUGACCUUCUUCCUGGAAGUCUCGUAGAGGCCCGCGGGUGCUACUUCGGUCCCGCCGCCGGCGGCGGUGGCGGGAGCGCUUCACCUGCUAUUGCCCACGUCGCGAAAAGCAGUCGCUUGCAUCUAGCGGACGGAUGCUCGGUCGUGCUACGGGACAGCAGCAGCACGAGCACUGGAGCUGGAGAACCAGCACGGAACGGCGGUGGGUGGCUGGCGGCGGCGUUGGUUGUGGAGAGCGGCGGGGAGUUUCUCGCGGUGUCGACGGCGAUUCGCCACAUCGUAGCGACAGCAACCCGACCUCCAGAAACGAAGGCCUUCGAGGAGGAUGCCGCAACGCACAAUGUGCGCGGUACCAGUGACUACGGCGCAGCGUUGACGCUCUUGCGGCUGCACGGCGGUACCGCUACCCUGGUCGACUGCGAGUUCUCCGAGGGAAGCUUCGCGGGAGGAGCGAGCGGCCUCGACGCUGCGUGGGUAGAGAGCCGAAUGUUGCUCUUGAGGUGGGCUGGAGCGGCGCCAUUGCUAAGCGGCGGCCAGGUCGAGGCGCAUCAAGCCAAGGGAGCGGUAGCCGCUGUCGGUCCGACGUCAAGCACGGAAUAUCAGCACUGGAGUGGCACCACAACCACCCCCGCCACCCCGGCAGUGGGCGAUAAAGAGCUUGACGCGCCGGUCCUCGUCUCGACUUCUUGGAGCGUCUUUGACGGCAGACUUGUGCUGCCGCCGCCGCCGCCGCCGCCGCCACAGAACGGACCUCCCCCCAUGCGGUCGCGUUCGCCGCCGGGGAGCGUGGAAAGCCACCGCUCCGUCUGGGUGUCCGGCGACGGCUCCCAGCUCUGGGUGCACUCGACCGCCGGCGGUACCGCAGGUGCCGUCGUCGACGGCAACGCUCUGCGAGAGGUGGGAGACUUCGCCGGGGGUGAUGGUAAUCUUCUCCAGGCGCUGCAGCAGCAGCAGCAGCAGCAGCAGCAGCAGCAGCAGCAGCAGCAGCGGUGGUGGUGGCCUAUCGGUACCCGGGGCUUCUUCGCCUUGCAAGAGCGGCUGUUCGGCGUGCUGCGGCUCGGUUCGAACAGUAAGGCCACCGGGAGUGCCGGCAAGGGGAGGGGGCUGCGAGGGGGCGUGACCGUCGUGGCGUCGCCCUCAGCUUCAGCAGGCGGCGGGAGUGGGGUGGCGAGGGAGGCUGGUGGGGAGGACGAGGACCAUGAGGUGGCCAUCGCCCCCGCGAGAGGCCUUGGCCGCAGGGUUCUCUUGGUGGAUUGCCCCGAAGGCUACUUCGGAGACUGUGAGUGCGUUGCGUAA